Messenger RNA from Spea bombifrons (plains spadefoot toad), 3832 nucleotides. It is a transcript of the gene CEP128, whose product is annotated as centrosomal protein 128. Lineage: Eukaryota; Metazoa; Chordata; Amphibia; Anura; Pelobatidae. Bases 82 to 3327 code for a protein of 1081 amino acids. The transcript is spliced from 25 exons. The record is from RefSeq and is a predicted model, not a curated record.
UGGGCGGCAGGUUCAAGUUGCCAUAGCGGCAGAGUGACACUUUUCGAAGGGAGAGAACGGCCAGACUGGCAGGAGUCACCGAUGGCACAUUCCUCCAGCGAUUCGGAUUCAUACCAGCGCAGCAGAUCGUGCAGGCGCGGACCCCUGCGAGCUGCGCACGUACAGACCACCAGGUCAAGAGAAUUAGGCGAUGCGUCUGAGAAGAUUCACACGCUGGCAAACACGCUAAAGGACACGAGUCGUAAUCUGAAGCAAGUCGACCAGAUGCUCGGUCAGUACAGAGAAUACAGUAACGACCAGACAGAAGCCAUCGGCAGCCUGAAAGAGACCCUGGAGCAGUCGAUCGACCAGCUCAGAAGUCGGCGCAUGUCCCGUCUCUCUGGAGUAAGAAGCGCUUCUCUGUCCAGUUUAUGUGCCAGCGAUCUGGAUGCUGAAUCUGAAACAGGCGCCAGGCGUUUUCAGCCAACAUCCCCCCUAAAGGACUACAGAGAGCCGAGGGAUCCUCUGCGCCGGCGCUCGCGUUCUGCCAGCGUUCGCUUUGUAGAUGAUCCGGGCGCUUCUGAUCCGCUGCACACUCUGCACCAAUCAGUGAGGGAUCUGAGCAGCGACCAGCUACGUCUCACCGAUGACAUCAGCAGGGAGAUCUCCAGGAGAAACAGGUCGGAAGCAGAGACUAAGAAGGCCCUGGAGGGGUUAAAUGCCCGAAUGAGUGAGAGCUGGCGGCAGGAAACGGCUUCGGAACGCGUGGAGAGGAGGCUCUUGGAACUAGAAAAAGAAAUGCGGAACGAAAGAGAUCAGGUGGAGAGGCGCAGCGACCACCUUGGACACGUCUCGCUGCAGCUGCAAGAAGCCCUGAAAGCGCAAGAAAAUAAAUCCGAGGAGGUGGCAACUCUGCUGAAAGACAAGCUGAGCCGCUCGGAGAGCGAGAAGCACCAGCUUGAGGCAGAGUUGGAGCGAUACAAGAGAAGACUGGAUCAGACUGAAGGGAGCAGGGAGACCCUCCUGUACCAGGUGGAGGAUCUGCGAUCCCAGCUCGUGAAGGUGGCGGAUGACCGCAGCCGGUUACAGAAUCAGGUUUCCCAUCUGUCUGAGAGCGAGGGCCGGGAGGAGGAGAGGCGAUCUCGCGCAGCCGUCGAGCGUUCUGAACGCGAGAAGCAGGAGCUGGAGUAUCAGGUAUCACAACUGCGAGCGCAGCUGAACCGCAGCGCCGUCCUGUCCGAGAUGGAGGACCUCAAACGCAGCCUCGACCAGAAGGAGCGGGAAAAGAGUCAGCUCACUGGCCAAGUGGAGGCCCUGACGUUGGGCAUGGAGAAGACCGAGAAGCAGCAGCUUCAGAUGUUGGAGAAGCUGAAGGAGAUCCAGAGCCGCUACGAGUCCUGCGAGAGGGAGCGGCAGAGGGCCGCGGAUCAAGCGUCUGAACUGGGGCUUCAUCUGGAGGAGAUGAGCCAGGAGGCAGAGAGGUGUUUAGCGGAGCUGCAGCAGGCCCAGGCUGUGACCGCCGAGACCGAGAAGAAGAAAGAAGAGCUAAAGAUAAAAGCCCAGGAGACCGUGAAACGCUGGAGGUUAAAGUGCAAGAAGCUGGAGAAGGAGCUGGAGAAGAAAGAAGAAAUUAUUGGCCAAGCUGCGGACCGCGGAGCUCAGGCAACGAAGGAGAAGGAGGAGGUCCGGAGUCAGUUCCAGGCUGCGCUGCAGCAAGCAGAGAGUCUCCGCAGGGAGCUGUCCGAGGUUCUUGCCAGAAGAGCGCAGCAGGAGGAGGAGCUGCACCUGCGCGAGGUACGGCUGAGCGAGGCACGGGAGCAGCGCCUGGAGCUGGAGCGAGAGCUCAGGGAGUCUCAGGAGAUCGCCGUCCGACUGCAAGGAGAGUUGCAGAGACAGAGCGAGGUCCAGCAGCAGCUUCAGGAGGACCGGGAACGGCUGCAGGAGGAGCUCGCCUCGACCAGCCGGGGCCGAGAGAAGAGUCAGGAGAGAAUGCAGGCGCUUCAGGAAGAGGCCAAGCGUCUGAGCGCAGAGCGUGCGGAGAUCAGCAGCCGUCUUGCGCAGGAGGAGAACAGCAGCAGGGAGCUGAGGAGGAACCUGUGUGAAGCCCAGAAGCAGGUGGAAUUUGCCCGCGAGGAGUUGACGUCGGCUGGAAGGCAGCUGAAGAUGGAGAGGGAAGUGCACCAGCGGGAGCUCGCGGAUCUCAGGUUCGCGGCUCAGAGCGCAAAGAGCAAGCAUGAGCGCAGCGUCCAGGAGAUGCUGGCGCACUUCAGACAGGAACGCGAAGAGCUCGAGAAGCAUAUCCAAGCUUUGAAGGCAGAGCUGGCGGACAGUAAGUCGCUGGUGAAGUCUGAGCGCCAGCGCGUGGAGAAAAUGAAAGUAGAGUGCGACAAACUUUCAGAGGAAGCGUCUCGGAGCAAAGAGGAGAACGUCGGCCUUCGCUGUAAAUACCAGCUGGCCGCGCAGGAUGCAGGAGAGAAGGGGCAGCAGGUGAACUCAAUGCAGCAAGAGAUCAAGAAACUGGAGGAAGCCGCGCAGGAUCUGCAGGAGAAGCUGCAGUCUCUGGAGACCGAGCAGGAGACCGUUCUAAGUGCCAUUGAGAUAGAGAUCGAUGCUGCCUGUCAGCUCCUGUCCAGGGACUGUCUGGAGAGAUUUAAAGCUCUGUCGGCCGGCACCCAGCUAAAGAAUGACUCCCAUUACUGGCUGGCACAGACCAAGACCAAGCUGCAGUGGCUGUGUGAGGAGGUGAAGGAGCGGGAGGAGAGAGAGAGGAAGAUGGAAAGCCGGCUGCAGCAGGCCAGGGAGCAGCUAAAGGAGCAGAAGCGGCGCCGAGAGUCUGAGCGCGAGUCCCUGCGUCAGGAGAUCCGCAAACAGCAGCAGCAGCUGGAGGAGGCGCAGCGGGAGAGCAGCGAUCUACAGGACAAGAACCGCAGACGGGAUGAGGAGAUGUGGAUGCUUCAGGACAGGAUUGUGGAUCUGGAAAGGAGUACACGGAUGGCUCUGGAUCACCUGGAGUCUGUCCCGGAGAAGCUGAGUCUUCUGGAUGACAUGAAGCAGCUUAGUGAUUCCUGCCAGCAGAGAGGGCUGAUGGAGGAGAGGAACGCGCAGUACCGGGAGAUCGUGGGCUCGCUUCAGCAGCAGCUAGAGGAUUCCAGACGCAGGAUCCAGGAAUACAGAGCAGAGAAAAUGAAGGCAGAUGCUGAGAGCGUCCGUUUAGCGGCACUUUCUUCUUCCAUCCGGGGUAACAGCAGCCUCAGGUCCAGCUCCUGGCUCUCUGAUUCCAGCUCUCCUGUGAAAAGGGGGAAAUCUGAGCAUGCGCCGGGCAGCGCUGUAAAUGGAACUGCAUCCUGAACAUGAGCGCUCUGGACGGCUGCAGACACCGUACAAAGCUCGUUACCCCGCGCCAGGAACGCGCUUGGUGCCUUUGGCGUUACCCGGACCGGCCCUCAACAAACCGGAACGUCGAGUUGGGAAAUCCACAGGAAAAAUUUUAAUGGACGCAGAUUUAUAUCUUUUUAUACUAAUUUAUAUAUAAACUUUGGUAAAACGUGGGAGUGACAAUCUGGGUAUUAUUGUCCAAUUUUAAAUCUAAAUCGGUUUAAUUUGAGAGCGCUCAGCCAUGGAGCAGCAUGUAUGUGAUUGGAGAUUUUGUGCCAAAGCCUAUAAUCGGAGGAGGGAAUACACAGACAGCCUCCAUAACCGCGCUCUGGAACGAGUACCUUCCGUGGCAGCUCUUCCCGGGUUCUCGCUGCUCCCGGCGGCCAGUGUCACGGACGAUGCCAACCCGCUGGGAGAGCAGCCCGAGCCUCUGCCGGUGUAUGUCCAAUAAUUAUUUAUUAAAGUGCACUCAGCCUGU